Messenger RNA from Corythoichthys intestinalis (scribbled pipefish), 2487 nucleotides. RefSeq names its product negative elongation factor complex member B (gene nelfb). The coding region runs from base 199 to 1962 and encodes 587 amino acids. Lineage: Eukaryota; Metazoa; Chordata; Actinopteri; Syngnathiformes; Syngnathidae. Gene Ontology annotation, cellular component: nucleus; NELF complex. The transcript has 13 exons. Gene Ontology annotation, biological process: negative regulation of transcription elongation by RNA polymerase II. The record is from RefSeq and is a predicted model, not a curated record.
AGAAGAAGAAGGAACGUUGAAUGUCUCCCAACUCAAUGGCUCUGGGUUAAAUGAUAAGCGGAACCUUUAGUCUGUAUUCUGUGCUUCCGACGGACUGUUUACGAAGUGACCACGCUCGUAUUGACAGAGUCGAACCUUUGGUUCUCAAAUCUGUAGCGCCGAGUUCAUCUAAUUCGGAAUCGUAAAGUCGAUGCAUAAAUGGAAACGAAAAUGUUUGGGGGUUUGCCAGAGUUGGGGAUAUCGAACGGCGAGGACCUGAAAGAAACUCUCACCAACUGCACCGAACCACUGAAAGCCAUUGAUCAAUUUCAGAUGGAAAAUGGCAUCUUGUUGCCAACUCUACAGUCCGCCCUUCCUUUUCUGGAUCUACACGGAACACCCCGAUUGGAGUUUCACCAGUCAGUCUUUGAUGAACUUCGGGAAAAGUUGAUGGAGCGAGUGGCUACUAUUGCUGAAGGCAAGGAGGAGGACAGAUAUGGAAAGCUUGAAGAAUUACUGGAGAAAAGCUUUCCACUGGUCAAAAUGCCAUCCAUUCAACCAGUGGUGAUGCAAGUGCUGAAACAUUUACCCAAGGUACCUGAGAAGAAACUAAAGAUGGUCAUGGCUGACAAGGAGCUUUACAAGGUGUGUGCUGUGGAAGUAAAAAGGCAAAUCUGGCAGGACAACCAGGCCUUAUUUGGGGACGAGGUUUCACCUCUCCUAAAGCAAUAUAUUGUUGAAAAAGAAGCAGCUCUAUUUAGCAGCGAUCUCUCUAUUCUACAUAAUUUCUUCAGCCCAUCUCCAAAAAUGAGACGUCAAGGCGAGGUGGUCCUGAAGCUGACCCAGAUGAUUGGGAAGAAUGUAAAACUUUAUGAUAUGGUUUUGCAGUUUUUGCGAACAUUGUUCCUACGGACCCGAAAUGUCCACUACUGUACUCUAAGAGCAGAACUGCUUAUGUCUCUUCACGACUUGGACAUAAGUGAAAUCUGCUCUGUUGACCCCUGCCACAAGUUCACUUGGUGUUUAGAUGCCUGCAUUCGUGAGAAGUUCGUGGAUGGAAAGCGGGCAAGAGAGUUGCAAGGGUUCUUAGAUGGGGUCAAGAAAGGACAAGAGCAAGUUCUUGGGGACUUGUCUAUGAUCCUGUGUGACCCAUUUGCUUCCAACACCCUGGUGCUGACAAUCAUGAGAAACCUACAAGAGCUUCUUAGCCAGGAUGCUUUACCUAGGGAUAGUCCUGAUCUGAUGUUGCUUCUGAGGAUGCUUUCUCUUGGUCAAGGAGCCUGGGAUAUGAUUGACAGUCAAGUGUUUAAAGAACCUCGUUUGGAUUUGGACCUUAUGACCCGCUUUCUGCCUGCCAUGAUGUCAGUGGUUGUGGAUGACCACACUUUCAGUGUAGAACAGAAACUUCCCAGUGAAGAAAAGACCUCAGUCUCCUAUCCUACAACUUUGCCAGAUGCCUUUACCAGAUACCUGCAGGAGAACAGAGUGGCCUGUGAAAUGGGUCUUUACUACAUUCUUCACAUCGCCAAGCUGAGAAACAAGAAUGCCUUACAAAGGUUGCUGCCUGCCCUAGUGGAGACUUAUAACGAUAUGGCUUUUGGUGACAUUUUCCUGCACUUGCUUACCGGACACCUCACGCUGCUCUCAGAUGAGUUCGUCGGAGAAGAAUUUUGUUUAGUUGUUUUUGAUGGCUUCCUGUUGACUACUUUUUCCAGUAAAGAAAACGUCCACAGACACACUCUACGUAUGCUCCUGCAUCUCCAUCAUAAGGUGUUGCCUUCAUAUAUGGAAACUUUGAUAAAAACUUUGGAACCUCCAAAACAGAGUAGUGAUCCUGUGAAGGAGUUACACAGCCAACUCAUAGAGAAGAUAGAAGCCCAGAAGAAGAGUCCUCCAAUGCCUGAAGAAACUCCAUCCCUGGAUCUCAGCCUUCACCCUGUAAAUGUUCCCACCACAGCCUCCACCCCAACUACACCUCUCUGAGAUAGAAUGGAUGCAUUUGAAUUGAGACUGAAUGUAGAUAUAGCUACAAGUUUUGUUAGAAAUACAAACAUGAGCCUUGGUGUUAUGAUUGUUUAUGUGUAUAAACAUUUCUAUAGAUUUCUUUCAUUGAUUUUUUUUAUGGUAUUGGUUUUCCAGCUUUUAGCUUUCUGCUUUCAAUUGUCAAUAUUUUUGUACUCAUGGGAGAAAUCAGAACAUUGUAUUUUUGUGUUUCAGUAGUCACCACCAAUGCAAAAAAAAAAAGAAUAAAACAAAUUUAGAGAAUAUGAUCUCUAAAGGAUUACACUGCCUUGUCACUCCAUCAGGAAAAUAAUGACAUUAAGAUAAAGCGUUGACAACACUAAAGUCACUACAUAAGUAUAACAGUAUUCCUGGAACAUUGUGAUCCACCUUUGGAAUACAUAAAGCAAUGCCAAAAACUGGGCAUCCAAGUGUUUGGGCAGUUUCGACUAAGGAAUAUUGAUGUUUAUGUGUGAGGGCGAGAACUACAAUUAACAUGCAGGUUUU